This is a messenger RNA of Salmo salar (Atlantic salmon), 1585 nucleotides long. Its product is annotated as high mobility group protein B2. Gene Ontology annotation, biological process: regulation of transcription by RNA polymerase II. The record is from RefSeq and is a predicted model, not a curated record. NCBI's taxonomy places the organism in Eukaryota, Metazoa, Chordata, Actinopteri, Salmoniformes, Salmonidae.
GCCAACGGGAGCGGUCCGGGGGCGGGUCUGGGGCGGGUCUGAGCUCCAUCCAGUUUGAACCUCUAUCAACUGGCCUCCGUAGCAAAGCACACAGCGUCGACAACAACAACAACAACAACAACGAUAACGACGACGACGUGAGACGAAUUAUUGCUAUCUGACCGGUUAAAUCUUGUCGCCAUGGUGAAAGGGGACAUUAAUAAACCCAAGGGCAAGACGUCAGCCUACGCCUUCUUCGUCCAGACCUGCCGGGAGGAGCAGAAGAUUAAACACCCCGAUCAGUCGGUCAACUUCGCAGAGUUCUCCAAGCAGUGUUCAGAGAGAUGGAGGGCUUCCACUGCGACUGACAAGCGUCGUUUUGAGGAUAUGGCAAAGAACGACAAGGUGCGCUAUGAGAGGGACAUGAGGGGGUACGUCCCCCCCAAGGGGAUGGCCAAGAGCGGCAGGAAGAAGAAGGACCCCAACGCUCCAAAACGACCCCCGUCUGCCUUUUUCGUGUUCUCAGCAGAGUUCCGUCCGACGGUCAAACAGGAGUUCCCAGGCUGCUCUAUAGGAGAGUGCGCUAAGAAGCUGGGGAUCAUGUGGGGUCAACAGACUCCGACCCAGAAACAGCCGUUUGAAGAGAAGGCUCUCCGACAGGAGAAAUACGACAAGGAUAUGGCUGCGUACCGUUCCGGUGCGAACGUUAAGCGGGUGCCGAUGCGACCCGGUCCCGGUGGUUCGUCCGGUAUGAUGCCCCACGCCAUGGCCGGUGGCGACGACGAGGACGACGACGACCUGGAGGACGACGAUGACGAGGACGACGACGAUGAUGAGUAAAGCGUUAGCGUAGCGUUCGUGCCUGUUUGGAUUGGUGCGUUCGAUUUAGCGCUCGCCUAGCGGGCGGAGUUUGCGCAUUUUCUUUUGAGACUCGGAUUUCCCCAUUGGUCCUAAAAGUGGAAACUCCGCCCUCCCAGGGUCGCGGCGAGCUAAAACGAACCCAGUUCUCACCGGAAUCCUAACGGGCCAGAGGAAGGAAUCAUCUGAUUGGCUGAAAGUUAUGUGUGUGCCCUGUCAGUGACCCUGCAGGGUUUGAGGGCUGACCAGAGGUCAAAAGGUUAGUUAGGUCAAGGGGGUUGGUUAGUUAGAGCUGGACUGGACCAGACACAACCUUAACAGGGGGGGGGGGACUCGUAAUAUCACCGCGCGUAACUGAAUAGUCGUCAUCGCAAAAAAAUAAAAAAUAAACAUCCGUAACCCUGGAAACAGUUGCUGUGGGCCAACAUGUCCAAUAGCAGACCUCUGUUGGGGGUUGAAUAAGAGCUGAACGUUGUGGGUGUCUUCAUUCGGUGUUGUUUUGUAGAAGGUUGUUGUUCCCAGGGUUGUGUGUGGUCCUCGUGGCGUUCAGCCUCUCUACAUUGUUAUCACGUGUUGUAACAGAGCUGUGUCGACGCUACAGCCUCUUUUAAAAAUAUACACUUUAUUUUUGUUUUUGAUUUUUGAUUUUUAUUUUUUAAAUGAAAAAAAAAAAAAAUGUGUCCUGAAACAACAACUAUGUAGAAAUUGACUUUUAUAAUAAAAAAUAAAAAAAUUAUGAUUCUGAAAA